Molecule: messenger RNA, 573 nt
Organism: Musa acuminata subsp. malaccensis (wild Malaysian banana)
Lineage: Eukaryota; Viridiplantae; Streptophyta; Magnoliopsida; Zingiberales; Musaceae
Product: histone H3.2
Cellular component (GO): nucleosome; nucleus
Molecular function (GO): protein heterodimerization activity; DNA binding; structural constituent of chromatin
Source: RefSeq, a predicted model, not a curated record
GUCCUUCUCCCAUUCCAAUCCCAAAGUUCCGAUCUCGAAAUCCCCAAAUUUUCCUCACUCGACCCCGAUCUCCAGAUGGCGAGAACGAAACAGACCGCUCGCAAGUCCACCGGCGGGAAGGCACCGAGGAAGCAACUGGCGACGAAGGCGGCGAGGAAGUCGGCGCCCGCGACCGGCGGCGUGAAGAAGCCCCAUCGUUUUCGCCCCGGGACGGUGGCCUUAAGGGAGAUCCGCAAGUACCAGAAGAGCACGGAGCUCCUCAUCCGGAAGCUGCCUUUCCAGAGGCUGGUGCGGGAGAUCGCGCAAGACUUCAAGACGGACCUCCGGUUCCAAAGCUCCGCCGUGUCGGCCCUCCAGGAGGCGGCGGAGGCCUACCUCGUCGGCCUCUUCGAGGAUACCAAUCUCUGCGCGAUCCACGCCAAGAGGGUGACCAUCAUGCCCAAGGACAUCCAGCUCGCGCGCAGGAUCCGCGGGGAGAGGGCUUGAUGCGCCUUUCUUCCUUGGGGUUUCGUUUCCUACCGUUUCACUUCUUUCUUGUGAUGCACAGAGGGAAGAACGGGGGCUCGAUUUGCC